Choloepus didactylus (southern two-toed sloth) is the source of this 1839-nucleotide messenger RNA. It is a transcript of the gene SGCA, whose product is annotated as sarcoglycan alpha. Gene Ontology annotation, cellular component: membrane; sarcoglycan complex. Gene Ontology annotation, molecular function: calcium ion binding. The transcript has 10 exons. The coding region runs from base 442 to 1689 and encodes 415 amino acids. The record is from RefSeq and is a predicted model, not a curated record. NCBI's taxonomy places the organism in Eukaryota, Metazoa, Chordata, Mammalia, Pilosa, Megalonychidae.
CACCAUCUUAAGUUCUCCCCACUCCCUGUGCAUUAAGGGAGGCAAGCAAGGGGUAUGGGGUCCCAGAAUGGCCACCCCCCACCCGAAGUCUUCUUCCCCCUUUCCCUGCCCAGCCUCCCAGACUCUCAGGGUGGGGUUCUUUUCCAACUGCCCCUAACACACACACACACACAUGCACAAAGACCUCCCCUAGCCAAACAUGAGACCCUGCCCACCAUGACCCCAACCUGGGGAGGGGUCUUAAAAUGAGGAGUCUCAGAUAUGGUUCUUGCCACUGAUUAGGGUGGUAGCACAGCAAGGGUCUGCUGUGCCCCCCACCCAUCCUUUCCUGGGAGCCAGUGGAGCCUCCCUCCUUCCAGGCACUUUUCCCAGGCCCUUAGGGGCACCAGGGACUCUGUGGGGAAGGGAAUAUUGUCCCCUGGACUAGGACUGAAGCAGUCCAUGUGUUUGGGGGUUCUGGGGUCCCCUCAGGUCUCCUGGCAGGGCCGGGGGGCACGGAGGCCCCGCAGACCACCCUGCACCCGCUCGUGGGCCGCAUUUUUGUGCACACCUUGGACCACGCCACCUUCCUGCGCCUGCCCGAGCAUGUUGCCGCCCCCCCCCACCGCCCGCAUCACCUACCAUGCCCACCUCCAGGGAUACCCAGAUCUGCCUCGGUGGCUCCGCUACACCCAGCGCAGCCCCCACCAGCCUGGCUUCCUUUACGGAGCUGCAACCCCAGAAGAUCGUGGGCACCAGGUCAUUGAGGUCAUAGCCUACAAUAGGGACAGCUUCGAGACCACCCGGCAGAGGCUGGUGCUGUUGAUCGGGGACCCAGAAGGCCCCCGACUGCCAUACCAGGCUGAGUUCCUGGUGCGAAGCCAUGACGUGGAGGAGGUGCUGCCCUCGACACCUGCCAACCGCUUCCUCGCAGCCUUGGGGGGGCUCUGGGAGCCGGGAGAGCUCCAGCUGCUCAACAUCACCUCUGCCUUGGACCGUGGGGGCCGCGUCCCUCUUCCCAUUGAGGGCCGCAAGGAAGGGAGAUCCAUCAAGGGACAUUCCUGGGAAGAUAAGGCCACCUGGAAGAGUGGAGGGCUCUGUGCACUCUCACCACAACCCCAGAUCUCAGGGGUGUACAUCAAGGUGGGCUCUGCCUCGCCCUUCUCCACCUGCCUGAAGAUGGUGGCAUCUCCCGACAGCCAGACCCGCUGUGCCCAGGGCCAGCCUCCACUGCUGUCCUGCUAUGAUACCUUGGCACCCCACUUCCGUGUUGCCUGGUGUAAUGUGUCCCUGGUGGAUCUGUCGGUGCUGGAGCCCGCAGACGACUCACCCACCCCAGGGGAUGGGGUCCUGGAGCACGACCCGUUCUUCUGCCCUCCCACCGAGGCCACGGCCCGUGACUUCCUGACCGACGCGCUGGUCACCCUCCUGGUGCCCCUGCUGGUGGCCCUGCUGCUGGCCCUGCUGCUGGCCUACGUCAUGUGCUGCCGGCGGGAGGGACGGCUGAAGAGAGACCUGGCUACCUCUGACAUCCAGAUGGUCCACCACGGCACCAUCCGCGGGAACACGGAGGAGCUGCGGCAGAUGGCAGCCAGCCGCGAGGUGCCCCGGCCUCUCUCCACCCUGCCCAUGUUCAACGUGCACACGGGCGAGCGGCGGCCUCCCCACGGGGACAGCGCCCAGGUGCCCCUCAUCCUGGACCAGCACUGAGGGCCCGGCUAGAGAACAGCCUCGGCCCACCUGCUGCCUCCAGCCCCUGGCCCACCUAGCCCCCAGGCUGGCAACAAGCCAAGAAGAGGGAGCGGAGAGGUGAGGGGGCCUGGGGUCAGGCCCCUCAAAAUAAAUCCCUGCUGCUCUGCU